Achroia grisella is the source of this 530-nucleotide messenger RNA. RefSeq names its product centromere protein X-like (gene MHF2). Bases 163 to 459 code for a protein of 98 amino acids. Gene Ontology annotation, cellular component: Fanconi anaemia nuclear complex; FANCM-MHF complex. The transcript has 3 exons. The record is from RefSeq and is a predicted model, not a curated record. Gene Ontology annotation, molecular function: protein heterodimerization activity. Gene Ontology annotation, biological process: kinetochore assembly; resolution of meiotic recombination intermediates; replication fork processing. NCBI's taxonomy places the organism in Eukaryota, Metazoa, Arthropoda, Insecta, Lepidoptera, Pyralidae.
UAUUGAUCUGUGGAGAAUUGGGUGACUUUGACAAGGCUAUACUAGAAGGAUCAAAGAAGCCGUCUAAAUUUUUUUAGAAGAAUCUCACAAUACUUCCUAACAAGUUAUCAAUUAAAAUAUUUAUUAUAUUGUUUGAAAUAUUAAAUUAAAUUAAUUUUACAAAUGGCACGUAACAGCAAUGAAAAUGAUGAUGAUAAUAUUGAUCCUACCUCUGUGGCAUCAAACAUUAAAAAUUCCCUGAAACAGGAAGUAAUCAAAGAACUUCUUCAUGGUUCAUUCCAAGACAAUAAGACAAAACUAGGCAAUGAUGCACUAUCACUAAUUGUCGAGGUGGCCAAGUGUCUUGUUACUGAGACUUGUCUACGGGCAUCUACACAAGCUUUACGAGAGUCUUGUGACAAGGUUGAACUUGAACAUGUUGAGAAAUGCCUGCCACAGUUGAUGCUGGAUUUCCCAUAAAAUUAUGUAAGAAUAACAACUGCAUAAUUGAGAUUGAAUCUGGAUCAUCUAUGGAUUGAAGAUGCAGAUUA